UCGAAAACAGAAUGAUUCAUUAUUUUAUGACCACUUCUAUUUUAUCUAGGUUCAAUAAAAUACGUUUGUUAUAAAAUGUUUCCUCCAAAAUUUAGUUUUGUGAUUUUGCUUGAGAAACAUCGUAAUUUGCAACCUCUCCACAAUCAUGAAGAAAACUGAGACCCUCAAUGCUUGUACCUGGAUAGUAUUAUUCUUGGCAUCCAGCUGUCAUGGACAUUUUUUCCUCGGAAGCUGUCCAUACCUUCAACCAGUGGAUGAUUUCAACUUAACAUCGUUGGAGGGCACUUGGUAUGAAAUCGAGUCUACAGGUUCUUUCAUUGAGUCAUCCAUCACUCGUUGUAAUACACCAAUGUUUACACUUACUGGUGGAAAAAACUUUGAGUUCAUUUAUACAAGGAAGUUGGGGGAAUCUCCAAUUCUGAUAAGCACUUCAGGAUCAGGAAGACAAUUAAAAGAAGGAAGACUGCAGUUGAAUAUCAGAUUACCAGUUUUUAGUGCUCAGAAAAUUCCAUACAUAUUCUGGACUAUCAACCAGGGGAUUAUAUUCUUGCAUGGUCUUGCACUCAAUUCCCUUUCUUCAAUAUUCAGCAAGGAUGGAUCUUGUCGAGCAAAAGAAGUAUGAGCAAUGAUACUCUGACUGACUUGUAUGACGUUAUCGAAGAGAAUGGGCUGAGCAGGAGAUACUUCGUGACAAUAGUCCAAGAUGACUGUGAUAAGAAUUGAAAUCCAUGGUCAUCGAUUUGAAUAUAUCAAAAAUAUUAUGUAAUACAAAAUAUAAUGAAUAUAAGAUAAUACAAAUGAUAGAAUAACACAGUUA
Molecule: messenger RNA, 817 nt
Organism: Nilaparvata lugens (brown planthopper)
Lineage: Eukaryota; Metazoa; Arthropoda; Insecta; Hemiptera; Delphacidae
Exons: 6
Coding region: 146-622 (158 amino acids)
Source: RefSeq, a predicted model, not a curated record